Chrysoperla carnea is the source of this 1509-nucleotide messenger RNA. It is a transcript of the gene Agpat1, whose product is annotated as 1-acyl-sn-glycerol-3-phosphate acyltransferase alpha. Gene Ontology annotation, cellular component: membrane; endoplasmic reticulum. The transcript has 3 exons. The record is from RefSeq and is a predicted model, not a curated record. Gene Ontology annotation, molecular function: 1-acylglycerol-3-phosphate O-acyltransferase activity. Bases 1 to 846 code for a protein of 281 amino acids. NCBI's taxonomy places the organism in Eukaryota, Metazoa, Arthropoda, Insecta, Neuroptera, Chrysopidae. Gene Ontology annotation, biological process: phosphatidic acid biosynthetic process.
AUGGCGUCGACUUCGUAUGUGGAAAUUCUAGUAGUCAGUAUAUUAUUGAUAAUACCAUUUUUAUAUGAAACUAGUCAUAUUUUUCGUUAUUAUUUAAAAUUCUUUAUAUAUUAUUCAAUUGUUACCAUCAAUUCAGUUAUUUUGAUACCCUUUAUGUUAUUUAGACCGUUCGAUGUAAGGAAUUUACUUUGGGCAUCCUCAUUCUGUCAUCAUAUAUCAACAAUAUUAGGUCUACGAUGGCAACUUCGAGGUCGUGAACAUUUAGAAAAGGAUCAAGCAUGUAUUAUUGUUGCAAAUCAUCAAUCAGCCAUUGAUAUUUUGGGAAUGUUUGAUAUAUGGCCCGUUAUGAAUAAAUGUACAGUUGUAGCGAAAAAAGAAUUGUGGUAUGCAUGGCCAUUUGGUUUAGCUGCAUGGUUAUGCGGUUUGAUAUUUAUUGAUCGUAGUCGUAUGAAAACGGACCAAGCACGAACAUCUUUAACGGCAGCAACAGAAGCUAUCAAAUUAAAAAAGAUAAAAUUAUGGGUAUUCCCUGAAGGUACACGCCGUAAUACUGGAGAAAUACAUCAUUUUAAGAAAGGUGCAUUUCAUAUGGCAAUUUCCGCACAAAUACCAAUAUUACCUGUUGUGAUCAGUUCAUACUAUUUUUUAAAUAGUGAACAAAAACGUUUAGAUCCUGGCAAUAUAAUUAUAACAACUUUACCACCAAUAUCAACACACGGUUUAACACUGGAUAAUGUUGAAGAUUUAAUGGAAUCGACAAGGAAUUUAAUGAAUGAAACGUUCAUAGCUAGUACAAAAGAAGUCAAAGAACAUAUAUUAAAACCAUUAGAUAUUACUAAACCUUAAUCUAGUUUUUUUUUAAUAUUUGGGUCAAAUGUUUUAUCAGUCAUAAGCAAUGGCAAUCGCAUUUGAUCUAUUUUAACAAACCAAAAAAAAAAGAUAAAACAUGAACGAGGAUGUUAUAUUUGAAAUUCUAGAAUUGUUUAAUAAAAAUCGUUAGAUUUAGAUCCAAUCAGUUCUAUUGCUGAACUGCUAACCAUUACCAAUUAUUCCAAUCGUCAAUAUUUUUUUCUUUCGUUCAAAGUAACUUCUAUUCAAACAACGUCGUACUUAUGUCAGCUAUUAUCAGAAAUUUCAGCUCCUUCAAUGAAUUUAGUUUCAUGAAUUCGAUCGGCGGGAGUGGUAGUUUUAGUUUUAGGAACGAAAUAAAAUCGAAGAAGGUCAAGUUGGAAAAAUAUAAUAGAUCACAGUUACUGUUUUAUUCUGGUGAAUUAACAUGAUGAGUUUUCAAUGGAUCAAUACGCUUUAAUACGGUCAAAUACAGCUUUUUACGUUUUCAAAAGAAUCUGCAUUUUUAGUCUAAAAAAAUUGACAAAAAUUAUGAUAAUUAUGUUGACGAAUUUUCUGUAAUAGGGACGUCGUAAACUUUUGUUAAAACUUGAGUCAAAGUCUUCAAUCAUUUCAUUUAUUAUGACCUGUAAAGGUGUAUUGGAAAGUGAUUUUCGGCAU